CUGCACCGUAAUUCUCAGAAUGAGGCACAACCGAGACACAAAAACUGAAAACAGCAAAAAAAUAGCAAUACAGAAGAGAGAAAGAUCGAGGAGUACAAUGGGGCAUUAUGGUGGUCGCUUCUUUCAAAGCUUCUUUCACGACAUCGCCUCUGUGGAAAACAUAGCGCAAAUGCCGCCGUAACGAUAGAGAAAGGGGAAAACAAGAAAAGCACCAGAAUCAUCAUCAUAUUGAAAUUGAUCAUUGAUUACUACCAAGUCCCUGGAAACGGACAACCUGCACAGCACUCUUGCCAGGCUCCCCAAAAACCGGCGCGCCCACAGAAAACACUACUACCCCGCCUUGACGACCGCCCGCAAAACCACAGCUCCUAGUCCGUCGGGGUUGUCAUGGAUCCAACGAGCCACAGCUCCCGCAGCAGAGCUCCGGCCGAGGCCGCACCCACAUGUUUUACCGAGGGCGGAACUCAAGGUUUCGGGACUGCAGCCCAUUUCCAUCCCACCAGAAAAACCUUGGCCCUGAGCAGCAGCGGCCUCGGCCUCGGCAAAGAUGGCCUCGCCGUUGGUAAUAAUGUCAGUGACGACACCUCCGGUCAGAACAACAUCGCACAUCAUUUAGAAUCACACGCUGCCGAAAGCGAGGCCCCCAAUGGCGUAGCAAUGUCUCCCUCGGCCACAUUUUCCCCAACGUCGACUCUCCCCCCGCGCCAGAUCACGAGGCCCCGCACCGCGACGUCGACGGCCGAGAUCGACAGCACCAUCAGCAGGCCCGGCGCUGUGCGCAUCAAUGUGAAAGGCGCAUUCAUUGUGGACGGUACACAAACGCCGGCGACCCCGUCCGGAAACGGCAACGGCAACGGUUUGUUGACCGGGCGCAGUUCGCCGGACCACCACCAGACCCAGGAUAUUCGACUCCCAAACCACACGGCCGUUGUGAGCCAUGUCGCCAUUGACAUUGGUGGCUCCCUCGCCAAACUAGUCUACUUCUCGCGCGAGGCCGAUUCCACGGAUCCUGGAGGCCGCUUGAACUUUACGAGCUUCGAGACGGACAAGAUUGAGGAGUGCUUCUCUUUCAUGCGCCGCCUGCGCGACGAGCAGCAGCCUCUCAACGGCUCCGUCCCGAACAAGCUAUGCGUCAUGGCGACUGGCGGCGGCGCCUACAAGUACUACGACCGGAUACGGGAGGCACUGGGCGGCGAGAUUGACGUGCUGCGCGAGGACGAGAUGGAGUGUCUGAUCAUCGGCUUGGAUUUCUUCAUCCAUGAGAUCCCGAGGGAGGUUUUCACGUACUCGGAGACAGAUCCCAUGCACUUUGCGACACCCGGGUGCGACGACGACGGGAGGGAGAUAUACCCGUACCUUUUGGUCAACAUCGGAUCUGGGGUUUCGUUUCUGAAGGUCGAGGGUCCCAGGAAGUACCAACGCGUCGGGGGAACUUCCCUGGGGGGUGGCACACUGUGGGGCCUAUUAUCGCUGCUGACGGGCGCGAGGUCCUUUGAUGAGAUGCUGGACCUUGCCUCCAAGGGAGACAACUCCCGUGUGGAUAUGUUGGUGGGUGACAUUUACGGGACGGACUAUGGCAAGAUUGGGCUCAAGAGCUCGACCAUCGCGUCGUCCUUUGGAAAAGUUUUUCGCAUGAAGCGGCAGGCCGAGUCGGCAGCCGAGGACUGCGGACCGGGGUCUUCAGAGGUGGGGUCCGAACAGGGCGAGGACGUCACCAACGGAGAUGGGGAUGCCGACGAGGACGGCGGCGGCUUCUCGGCGGCCGACAUGUCGCGGUCGCUGCUCUACGCCAUCAGCAACAACAUUGGGCAGAUUGCGUACCUCCAGUCGCAGAUCCACAAGCUGUCUGCCAUAUACUUUGGCGGGUCCUUCAUUAGGGGCCACCCGCAAACCAUGAACACGCUCAGCUACGCCAUCAAGUUCUGGAGCAAAGGCGCGUCGCAGGCAUACUUCCUCAGGCACGAGGGCUAUCUGGGCGCCGUUGGAGCCUUCCUCAAGAGGCAGCCGCGCAACUGGGGCAGGAGGGGUAGCUUUGAGGAGAGCGCCACGAGGAGGAUGAGGGAAAGGGGCACCAGUGGCAGUGUCUUUGGCGCUAGGGAGGAUGAGGACCAGAGGCCGGUGGAGCCGGUCAUGCCGAGUGGCGCGGCCGAGUAAGCAAAUCGAGACGCUCGAGGCAGAAUGUGGCACCGAACACUGCCACCGGUCUCUGCCGCGGCUGUUGGGUCCGGCCUGGUUGAGGUGAAGCUUGGCGGCUCCGCUAGUCUACUGUGCUGUUUGUUUCCUAGUUAUAAUGCGGGUUACGAUUAUGGAUCCACAGAAAAGACGGCUUCUUUCACAGAGCACGUGUGCAGCCAGGAGCAUCUCAGGACUAAGCCACCGUUGCGGCUAGCUCUUUAACCUAACGGUCAAGAGGGGCUCCUCUGCCAGGCUAUUUGUUCGCAGAGGCUUCAGCUGCCAAUAGAGGCAAACAAUCGGGAGCGCGACGAGAAGGGGGGUAGGUGUGUGAACAAUUAAGAGCCGUCGGCUCACGUGGAAGAAUUCCGGUCAUCCGAGACCGUUUUCACUGUUCAGCUCUCCACUCGUUCUGUCACAUCACAAUAGAAUUAGCAUCGGCGGAAUAUUGUUUUGGCGAGCAUUUUCUUUGUUUGUUCACAUCAUCCCGCCGCCCGCCCUACACGUUGCUUUUGGCGAUCAACCGUUUUAAGCGUGAAUGGGACUGCGGGAGGCCGAUGAUCGAGCUAUAACUUGCUUCCGCUACACGCAGAUCUGGGGAGGCCAAAGCACAGCCGAUUUGUUUCUAGAAUAGAUUGUCAUCAACGACGAUCUACAUGCUUUUUCUGUUGUUUCUAAGAAAUUUAUUCCAAGACUGAAAGAUCCAGAAACAGGCAACACGAAACAAGCCUAGCGCUGGAUUUUUGCAAGGGAGGCAAGAUGAGGGAGGAUGCACAUCUGUCUUUGCUUUCAAAAACAAAUGGCUCGUAUCUCUUCUGCCCGCGAGCGCCAAGUAUGAUACCAAGGGAAACGAGGCUAUUGGGUUUUUUUUUUUUUUUUUUUUUUUUUUUGCUAGUUCUAAGGUGGCUUUUUGUUCUUGUUCUUUGUCCCACGCAAGGAGGACGGUCAGCUUGCGAUGCGGAAGGGAGCCACGCUAAAGUACGCGUGGCAGGCAGAGACAUUCUUGUGGAUUCCGAUUUGCAGGACAUGGACUUUCAGCUCUCGGACGGACUUUUCGUGACUCAAAGCCCAUCACUUCCAGAUUUUGCUUUGUGAAACCCUCAUACGGGGAGGACAAUACGAUAGAGACCUAAGUGGACUGACGGAUUUUACUAGGUCUAGACACUAGCCGGGGAAAAGAUCAUUUCAAGAGUGUCGUUUGUGACUGGUGGAUGUUCCGAGAGGAUUUGCGGAGAAAACAGGAACACAAAAAGACCAUUGGCGUUCCUUCCUUCCUAAGCUUUGUUUAUCUAAUUUCUGGGGCAAGAACAAAACAACGAGAUCCCCGCCCUGAAGGGCAGGCAGACUGCCCUCGACCGAUGGACUAGGCUAGCACGCAAGCACUUAAACCCGCUUGUUCCAACCGAACCAGGUCCAGCCGCAGCCCUUAGGUCGAAAUCGAAGGAAAGCCACCAUUUGCCCCAAGUAGGGCCACGCGAAAAGACGACGGCCCCUGGGACUAGUGGCUCUUCCACACGUUGCUUACACAGAGCGAAGACUUGGCGAGGCUUUUGAUCCAAAACAUACUGAUGAGAAAGAGAAGGGAAGAAGGGAAACAGGUCCAAUCUCGACUUUUUGGUCUGGGUUCACGCCCGUUGGUUGGUCCGUUAUGGUUCGUGGUCUCAUGUCUAUAUCCCACUUGUGUUCCAGCCCUAAGCCAACUUGGUCUGUGUCGUUGAGGUGGCUUGGGUGGUUGGCUUUCCCCCUUUUUACCCCGUUUUUUUAUUUGGUUUGUUUUAUUUUUCGCCUCCACGUCUAAGUUGCAAGUGGUUGUGUGGGCUAUUUUGGUCAAUGAUAUAUAAGUUUAUAUGAUGCCGCUCACGGUCCAACUCCCCAGAUUGCCUCUUCAUUAUCAACAAAGUCUCGGCUAGUCACUCUCUGUGGACAAACAUCUGGUUU
Pyricularia oryzae 70-15 is the source of this 4110-nucleotide messenger RNA. RefSeq lists its product as uncharacterized. Bases 388 to 2154 code for a protein of 588 amino acids. Gene Ontology annotation, molecular function: pantothenate kinase activity; ATP binding. Gene Ontology annotation, cellular component: cytosol; nucleus. The transcript has 2 exons. Lineage: Eukaryota; Fungi; Ascomycota; Sordariomycetes; Magnaporthales; Pyriculariaceae. The record is from RefSeq and is a predicted model, not a curated record. Gene Ontology annotation, biological process: coenzyme A biosynthetic process.